Lycium barbarum (goji berry) is the source of this 633-nucleotide messenger RNA. RefSeq lists its product as uncharacterized. The transcript has 2 exons. Bases 1 to 633 code for a protein of 210 amino acids. NCBI's taxonomy places the organism in Eukaryota, Viridiplantae, Streptophyta, Magnoliopsida, Solanales, Solanaceae. The record is from RefSeq and is a predicted model, not a curated record.
AUGUCGAAUUUAUCAAAGCUUGAAUUUGUGACACUUGACAUCUCUGGAAAGAGCUAUUUGUCAUGGGUACUUGAUGCUGAGAUUCACCUUACCGCUAAAGGUCUUGGUGAUACUAUAGUCGAAGGAAAUGAAGCAUCAAGUCAAGAUAAAGCGAAAGCUAUGAUUUUCCUUCGCCAUCAUCUUGAUGAAGGGUUAAAAUGUGAAUAUUUAACCUUGAAAAGUCCAUUUGAAUUAUGGACUAGUUUGAAGGGAAGGUAUGGCCAUCUAAAGGCCACGCAACAAUACCGUGAGAAAGGCUUUCAUAAAUAUUCUGAGUUGAUGUCAUGCCUUCUGGUGGCUGAGGAACAUAAUGCCCUUUUAAUGAAAAAUCAUGAAGCCCAUCCCACUGGAUCUGCUUCAUUCCCAGAAGCGAAUGUGAUAGUGAAAGAUCAAAAGUCUGAAAGAAGACUAAAUAAUAAUCGGGAUCGUAUAAAUAAACGUUGGCGUGACAAAGGAAGAAAUAAUAAUACUCAUGGUGAUGGUCAUUAUAAACAAGAGAAUAAUAAGGGUUCUCAAAAUUUCAAAGGGAAAAAGCUAUAUUUGCUAUCAAUGUGGCAUGAAGGGGCAUUGGGCACAAAAUUAUCGUACGCCUAA